Molecule: messenger RNA, 3474 nt
Organism: Paramuricea clavata
Lineage: Eukaryota; Metazoa; Cnidaria; Anthozoa; Malacalcyonacea; Plexauridae
Source: the annotation of a GenBank genome assembly
CAUUUAUACACUCUAUUGUCAAACGUUUCCGAAACAGUCGCGUUCUGUGGCGUAUCUUGCUGUUCUGAACCGCGCACUUUGUAAUGUCGUGACCUCCCGCGGCACAUUGCAUUCCGAAGUCAUUACACUUAAAUAAAGCCUGCAAAUUAUUAAACGCGUUACGAGGAAAGCUAAUGGCGAAGUUUUAAUAUGAAAUGCGAACGGCUCUUGAGAUGUAAAUAGUUUGCGAAACAGUGCUUUGACGAGGGUCGCGGGACCGGUAGUUUGAACGUCGGAAGUCUCGAUAUAGACAAAACGGCCUUGAUUUCCGAGGUAAACAUUCAAUCUGACAAUCAUGCUCGCGACCCAGCCAGCCGACGAAGGCCGAGCGAAGAUGUCUGAAUCGACGAACGAAGUUAUAAAAUUUGAUGUUGUCGUUGUUGGUUCGUGUAUGACAGACCUUGUGAGGUAUGGGCUUUGUUAAAUUUCUUCUCCACAUGCUUUGCUGCGAAAGCGAAGCGCAAUAUGGUUUUAAUUUUUGUACGAUCUUCUGUUGUAGUUAUGUCAGCCGUCUACCGAAAGCCGGCGAGACACUACAUGGCAGCAAAUUUUCUAUGGGUUUCGGCGGCAAAGGAGCGAAUCAGUGCAUAAUGGCUGCCCGUUUAGGUUGCGACACUGCAAUGGUUGCGAAGGCAAGUAUAAUUUUUAUAACUCUCGUGUUAAGGGCUUUUUGAACAGCCUUACAACAUGCGAAGCAUGCUAUUAAAUUGCUAAUAUGAGGUAAUAUAUUAAAACGUGACACGAUAAUUUUAUAUAGAUUUUAUUUUGUUAUUUAAUAAUUGCUUGCAAAUGUUACAGCACAUCCUAAACCCAAGUUUAUUAUAAACCAUCUUUACAAUACUGUUUCAACUUUGCAACAUUGUUUUCGCCUUUCAAGUUUUGCAUUUAUCAAAGGGUUGCCAUGCACAUAUAGUCGCUGCAAUAACAAUGCUAUUUCACAUUUAUAUGUAAACUAUUGGCAUUGUGUUGACAGCAACGCAUUCGCGUGUUCUCUCAGACAGCUCAUUAAUUACAAAAUAUAAUUUGAUGUUUUUGUAUUUGGCCUUCAAGGAUUGUCUUUUAUUUGUUCCCCUACUUCCAAUCGAAAAGCAUCCAAUGAAAACGACUUGACACUGACUAAAAUGCGAGCCUCGUUAGGUUUCAUAUAAAAUGCACAUAAACAUCCUGAUUCGGGUCAAAAAGUUGCAGUAAUGACAGUAAUCAUCAUUGUACUCGUUACAAAAAGUUACUUUGUUACUGUACAAAUGUAAUUCUAUAAGAUGCAGGAUAAUUAAUGUACUGUAUUUCCUAUAUUUAAACAGAACGUAAUCAAAUUCGAUUAUUUCCCUUGCAUUCUUAUAGAACAUUGAGUAUUCUAUUAUUACCCCAGCAGGAUGCAUGCAUAAAGUAUCCCUUGCCAUUGAUAAAAGAACACUCCCUUUGCUAACACUGUGAAUAAAUCUAUGGUAUUGUUUACUUUCAUAGCAUGUAAAUUCGGCUCUAUCUCGUGUAUUUUUUGCUCCAAUGUAACACAAUCCCAUCAUCCUCAUGCCAUUAAUAGCCAGAGUACUUAGAUAAUUUUUAGGAAUUUUUGAAUUUUUGCAUGUAACUUUUACAAAAUGCCUCGAAUGUUAAAAUUUUUAGUACUGGCCAACAUAUAGACAUACAAGAACUGUGUGGCACAUCUAUUUAUCAAAUGUAACCCCCAACAUCUUAGCAUAAUAGUUCAAAACUGCAAUCUUUUGGUGGUCCAAAGAGUCAACAUUGUUUGACUCAACUAGGCCAGCUGUUUUGACAGUGCAAUAAAACUCUGACCUUUAAAUUCUAUUAUCUUUUUUGUAUAUCUAUAUGCAAUUUGCCAUUGUAAAGAUAUGCAUAAUUACACACAUCUGCCACUUAUUCUGUGCCCUAGUAAUGUUUACUUUUCUGUCUGUAUUCCAUAAUUUUGAGAUAAUAUCAUGCAUAACUAUCUGCCAUAUGCACUUGCUCCCAGCCACAUAAAAUGACAGCUUUGACAGUGAUAUAUCUAAUUGCUCACAACUGCUCAUAAAACAAUCAAUCUUUUUGCACAAAGGAGGUAAAAUUAUAAUCCGAUAGCUGGCAAUGUUAUGUUGCAAACCUGCCAUCUUCAAUAUGUCAAGUACAGUACACAUAUUUUGAGAGUAUAUGGCUUUUUGUACAUGAAAGCCCUAGAAUGAUAGGAUUGAAGCACUAUUCUUGCCGUAGUAAUGACAUUGUGUCAUUUUCUAAAGUUGAUUUGAUUUUAAUUAAGAAUGCAGUCGGUAAUUGAUCUGUUUCACAGGGGCUAGCUUUAGUAUGUUGGGCCAUUGCCAGAAAUGAUUGCAAAAAUAGAAAUUGUCUGGGAUCGACUAGUCAUAAAUAAUACUAACAGUUUGGUUUUAAUUAACCCGGCCAUAUAACUAUUAGGCUAAUUAUGUUUAUACGUACUGAGUAGCUCUAUCAGUUCUAAAGUAGAGGUUCUAGCUGACUUUAAACCUCUUAAUUGUCCAAUAGCAGAAAACCCAGAGAGCUAAAUAGAACCUACACUGUUUGGUAGAGCCGAACUAAAAAUCAAUUUUUGCAUGGAGAUGCCGCAUAAUGCAUAUUACAAGAGUCAAACACUGCAUCAACAACACUGAACACCCCUGUUGCUUGACGGUUAAUAUACAAUUAAGAUGCAGUUUCUCCAGCUGAUCUUGGGUUCUGCUGCAUAUUAAUGGAAAAAUAUAUUCAGGUAAUGAUGUUGUUAGAUGAGGCCCUGUUAGCCUAAGGGUAAAUUCCGACAGCCGACAUUGCCUUGAAAUAGUUGCAUAUAGAAAAUGAAAUCUUAUGGCAACAUUGGACACAAACUUCAUUGAAAUUGUGACAGCAACAUGGGAAAGAAAGAAAACAAUAGCAAAAUUCUGAAUGCGACGUAGCAAUGUUUUCAAGUAUUUUUAAGACCUACAUUAACCCAUUGAGUGCAAGCACUCUCUCCUUGACAGUUAAAUAUAAGUAAAAUUGUCUGGUGUUAGACAGAGUAAAAUAAUAAAGUAGGGCACAGUAGGGUGCAAUACAACUUAAUGGGUUGACUAGACACACAGGAAGAUAGUCUGAUUGACCCAUAAAGUGCCAAUGCUCCCUCCUUGACGAGUAAAAUUGUCUGGCAUUAGGUGCAAUGCAAUUUAAUGGGUUAAUAGUUAUAUUUAACAUUAGGAACAUUGGCACUGAUAUUCUUGUUAACAUUUUAAUGCCCAAUACUUUCCUUUUGACAUGUAAAAUCAUGUGGUGUUUGGCCCAAGUAAAAUAGCAUUGUAGCUUAAUGGGUUAAUUAAUGGGUGAAUUCUACAUUGAUCAUGUUCUUACUGAGUGUAUAUCUCUGAUUGUUUAGUUGGGUAAAGAUUCAUUUGGUGAGAGGUACAUGCAGAACUUCAUUGAUAACAACGUGGAUGUCAGUAAGUAUAGCUUAUUGUCAAU